GAUAUAAGAUGAUAUAAGAUAUAAGAUAUUAUAAUAGCUCUUAUAAUACAUCCAUGUGUAGACAGCUGGUAAAUAAGCACAGUCCGUUUACCAAAUACGUUUUUGUUGAGAUGUUAAAUAGAUUUUAGACGAAGAUAACAGUUGGACUACUAUCCUAAACAUUAGUUUAUUUUAAUGGAAAAUGAAAUGUUCACUGCAACUUUCAUGUGACGUUAAUAAAACACUUCACACCGUUUGAAAAGCAUUUUAAUCCAAAUGUGAAUUUUUCUUUACAGAAAUUAACUUCGUGUGUAAAGUUUCAAUUAGUUUUAAUAUAAAAUCUGUUUGUGAAAAAAUAAUAUAUAUCAGAAUAUUUACUUUGUAAAACUGAACCCGGUCCGGUGGAUCCGGUCCGGGGAGUCCGCGCUCCCGAUGAGUGAGGGCUAAGCUAGGCUAACCGUUACCCGCUCCCGUUAUCACCGCUCCCGUUAAUGCGGUCAUUCACCGCAGCGGUGCGUUUUAUUCACCAGCACACACUAAUCUUACAGGAACGUGUUUUAUCCGGUGAUAUCGAUCUCCGAUCAGAUUGAUUUGAUCCACCGACUGGCCCCCAGUCUGAGCUAAGCUAAUAGUUAGCCUCGCAGCCAAAAUGGCGGACAACGAGGAGGACAGCGGUCCGAGCAGGACAAUAACAGCAGCGGAGCCGCCGGGGGCCGCGGCUCGGUCCCCCGCCGCCCCGUGCUCCCAGCCCGGGAACAGUGUGCCGUCAGCCCCCGCCGCCCCGUGCUCCCAGCCCGGGGACAGUCUACCGUCAGCCGCCGCCGCCGCCCAGUGCUCCCAGUCCGGGGACAGUCUACCGUCAGCCCCCGCCACACAGUGCACUCAGCCCGGGGAGAGCUUACAGGCAGUGCCCGGAGCUCAGUGCUCCCAGCCCGGGGACAGUUUACCGGCAGGGUCCGGAGCUCAGUUGGCGGACUUCCUCCAGAGCUGCCCGGGGGAACAGAGCAUCCUGCUGGGCACAGAGUUCACAGGCCUGAGCCCGGACCUGGUCAACACCACCAUCAUCUACGUGCAGCCGGACGGCAGCCUGCUGGAGAGCUCCGGGCUGACGGCCGAGGAACAGCAGGCUCUGCUGGACCAGCUCACCAAGCAGCAGAUCGUCCAGGUCUCUGACACCGAGGCCGCGCAGCUGCUCCAGCAGAGCCAGGUUGUAAAAACCAUCCCGGUCCACAACGCGGCUCUGGACCCCAGCCAGUUGCAGCAGGUCAUCAACCAGGUCACCAAGUCCCAGCAGCAGGUCCAGCCCCCCCAGCAGCAGGUCCACAUCCAGGUACCUCAGCAGAGCCUGAAGACCUCCUCCCAGAACAACGCCUCGCAGCAGCUGAAGACUGCAGCCCAGCAGGUCGCCAUGCAGACCAGCGGCUCGGUCCAGGUGGUCCAGAAGAAGUCAGAACCAGUCAGGAUCCAGAUCCAGAUUCCUCCCAAACAGGAAGUGAAGCCUGGUGCUGCCCCCCAGCAGAAGAGUUUGAGUGUCAAUCAGCCACAGGUGAAGCUGUCGACCAACGGCAGCCUGAACAGCGCUCAGAUCAUUCACAUCCAGCCUGUGGUUGGUCAGCAGGGCCAGCAGUUCUUUCUACAGCAGAGUCCCGGCGACCCGCACAUCCAGCUGCUCCUGCAGAGCCCCGCCCCCGUGGUCGGAUCUCUGCUCCCAUUGGUCCACAAGCUGACGGGCCAGACAACAUCAGCCAGUGCCGCUUCAGCUGUGGGUCAGAAACCCGCAUCCUCCCCUAUCAGAGUCCAGAGUCCUUCUGCUAUUAAGACUCCGCCCACUUCCACAGUUAAAUCCCCGCCCCCCUCCUCCGUUAAAACUGUUAGCUUCCCGCUAAUUAAAACCCCCACUAACGGCAUGACGGUGGCUGCCAGUAAGGGCCCCAUUAAACCAGCUGCCACCAUCACAGCGGUCCCGGCACAGAACACCACAACCGCUGCUGCCCGCCCCCCCACAGGGGCCCCGCCCCCUGUAGCCCCGCCCCCAGCAGGGAGGGAUAAAGAGAAAGAAAAAGAGAGGGGAAAGAAGCUGAAGAAGAGAGAAAAGAAGGCGGUCAAAGUCCAGACCAGAUCCGGUCGGGUCUCAAGACCACCGAAGUACAAAGCCAAAGACUACAAGUUCAUCAAGACGGAGGACCUGGCCGACAGCCAUCAGUCCGACUCAGACGACUACUCCGACAUGAGCGUGGAGGAGGAGGAGGGCGAGGGCGGGAGGAAGGACGGCUCCGCCCCCGGAACCUCCCCCUCGCUCACCUACAGCCACAAGUCACGGUCCCACUGCUGCCAGACCUGUGACAAGGCCUACAUCGGCCCCGGAGGCCUGAACCGCCACUACAAACUGAAUCCGACCCACGGAGAGCCAGACCCGCCCGGCAACACGCCACACCCCCUCAGAGACAACAGCCAAUCACAGGAGCCGACAGCGGCUGCGUCAGCAGGCGUCAAAGACGAGGAGGAGGAGAAGAAGAAGGAAGACAAACCUGUUGCCACGGCAACAAACAGAGUGGAGGGGGGCCCAGCUGCAGCUGUAGGACUCAGGGGCCUCCAUCACCGGGGCCCCGGCCGGCCACGAGGACGCGGACGGGGCAGGGGGCGGGGCAGGGGGCGGGGCCGACCACUGGGACCACCUCCGAAGGUGACGGUAGGCCUCGUCAGCAGGCGGGGCCGUCGCGGCCGACCUCCGAAACUUAGUGUCACCAUGGCAACAGCAGAGCAGCAGGCAGAGAGGAGACGGGAACGACUGCAGGAGCUGGUGGAGCAGUGUGAGGACGAGGAACUGAUGGACAUCGUUCUUCCUCGUUUGACUAAAGUGUUGAGUCUGUGGGAGCUGCUGCUGGCCAAGGUGGAGCGUGGCGGUCCGGCUCGCACUCGUUUUCCAGAUAUUUACCGUGAGUUUGAGUCCCUGCAGGCUCAGGUGAGACAGGCCGCUCAGGAUUACAUCAUCAGCCCGCAGGGUGGAGCCACGCCACUGGAGGUCAGAAACAUCGAGGUUGCCAGGUCUCUGGGGAUCCUGGACGAGGUGAACAGGAUGAAAGUGGUUCCUGGAGUGUCUCACAGCACUAGUCUAACCAAUAAGAACGUCCGAUACAUGGAGAAUUCCAAGAUGCUGCCGCCGUCCAAGAGAUUCAAGAUGGAGAACAGCGUCCCCGUUCAGCAGAAUGGCAUCGAGCUGCACCGAACAGGGAGUGCAGUGACCUCCGUGCCCCCUGUGACCUCCGUGACUUCUGCGACCCCUAUGACCUCCACGAUUCCUGUGACCUCUGUGACCUCUGUGACCUCCAUAACCCCUGUGACCUCUGUGAGCUCCACUCUGAAGUCCUGCUCGGUUUCAGUGUCUCCUCUUGUGAUUCCAUCUGGAUCCAAACUGCUGUCCACCACCGCUGAUCCUGCCCCCAGGUCCUCUGGCCCCACAUGUGCAACGACCUCCCCCCAGGCCCUGCCCCCUGCCACGCCCAUGGAGGUGACCCCUGGUGAGAACCAGGGGGCGGGGCCUCUGCAAACUGACACUCAGGUGGACUCUCUGCCAGCAGGGCAGGACCAGGUCUUGAGCACCAGUGACAUCGCAGCCCAGAUGAAGGAGCUGGAGAAGGCUCUGGGUCCACGUCUUGAGUCCAGGUCCACCCUGACGCCUGAGUCCAGGUCCACCCUGACGCCUGAGUCCAGGUCCACUCUGACACCUGAGUCAGGCUCCCAGAUUCUGGCGUCCCCUCAACACCAGUCUGAGUCCAGCACCAAAGAACUGCAGGAGGGCCAGGAGAUCUACAUACAAACCGAGGGUCUGACGGUCCAGCUGGCGGAGCCCGGAUCAGACCGGAUCGUCAUUGUCAACGGGCCGGAUGGGACCACCAUGCACAUCCAGACCCCAGAGGGGGUUCCCCUGGAAGCGGUUCAGGCCCUGCUGGGCAUCGAGGCGUCAGACGGGGCCAACAAAAUCCUGUCCAGAAUCCAGACUGAUCCGAACUGAGUUGCACCGGAACAUGACCUGAACCGCAUCACACCCACAGGGAGAUCAGUCAGAUCAACAUCUGUACGUGCAAACACCUGGACUGACAAACACCUGGACUGACAAACACCUGGACCCACAGAAUUCUUAACAAACAAGUCAACGAGCACCUGUCUGACUCUGUCCUGACGGGGGCGGAGUUUAAACACACCUGUCGUUCUGUCCUGACGGGGGCGGAGUUUAAACACACCGAUUGGUCGGUCUAUCUGGAGACUUUGUCAUGUCUGGACCCUCAGAGGAUGAACUUGCCUGCGGCGCCCCCCUCAGGACAAACUGGACAUUGUUACUGUGGGUGUCAUGAACCCAGCGGUCUGUAGGGGGCGCGCAGGUCUCCAGAGAGUCAGUUUGUUGUUUCAGGUAUCCUUUCAACAUCACCUGGAUCUGCGACGUGUCAAACUAAACUUCCUGUUCAAAAACACACUGAAGAUCUUCUAAAAGACUCCUGAACUUUUUCUUCCAACGGUUUUAGGGUUAAAACUCUGUUCAGAAACCAGAGCGAGUCGAGUUUUUGUCUCCUCAUGAUUUAAGUUUCUAAUUUUCUUGAUAAAUUCUCAUUUUAUCAUUUUAUUUUGUGGUGCUCAUAUUUAUUUUUUUAAGACUGUUACCCUGAGAUCAUCGUAUCACACCACCAUCCGGUGAUCAAUUAAAGUCCUGAUCAACCAUAAACUGCAGAUGACCUGAUCAAUAAGUCCUGAUCUCAUGACAGCAGAUUAAAUAAAUAUGAGCCUCAUUUGUUAUCGAGAUGACGAGAUAAUCAGUUUGUAACGAAGACGCUGAAAGUGUCCCCUCCGGGCUCCGGUGCUCGGCGGCGGCGGACAGCGUGUCAGUUCAGGUCGCUGUUUGGUUCAUUCAGCUCUUACCUGUGAUGAUGUCAUCAUGAUGUCAUCAGAGGAACCUGAUCCUUCCUGCUGGUUUUUAAGGAAUCAGGAGUGUUGAUUGUACAUUUGUAAACUUGUUUUUUUCCAAUGUUUCCACAUUUGGAUUCGUCGUUCAUUUAAAAAUAGAAACUGAUUAGUCGGCUGUUCAUAUGUAGAUAAAUAUGAAAAACAAAGUUUAAAAAAAGUUGCACUAUUUUAUUACUUUUUAUAAAACUUCACAGCAAAAUGUUUUCCAAACGUAAACUCAGAUGUUUGUACUCGUUUGGAAAAUGAAUGUGAGGAAAACAGGAAAACAGUUUGGAGGAAAUCGAACUUUAUUGAUUUGUCAUGUUGAUCGUUCAAGUGCUGAAUGCAUUAAACACAUUUCAUGUUCCUCCAAUAAACUGAUGUGACAAACUCAA
Thunnus maccoyii (southern bluefin tuna) is the source of this 5309-nucleotide messenger RNA. RefSeq names its product zinc finger protein 839 (gene znf839). Bases 629 to 3991 code for a protein of 1120 amino acids. Lineage: Eukaryota; Metazoa; Chordata; Actinopteri; Scombriformes; Scombridae. The record is from RefSeq and is a predicted model, not a curated record. The transcript has 10 exons.